Messenger RNA from Arachis duranensis, 4359 nucleotides. RefSeq names its product disease resistance protein RPV1-like. The record is from RefSeq and is a predicted model, not a curated record. Gene Ontology annotation, biological process: defense response; signal transduction. Lineage: Eukaryota; Viridiplantae; Streptophyta; Magnoliopsida; Fabales; Fabaceae. Gene Ontology annotation, molecular function: ADP binding; ATP hydrolysis activity.
UGAGCCUCAGCCCUCAGCAAAGGCCAUAUGAUGUAUUCUUGAGCUUUCAAGGGAAAGAAACUCGCUCAAAGUUAAUCUCACAUCUUUAUGCAUCUCUUCAAAAUGCUGGUAUCUAUGUUUUCAAGGAUGAAAACGGGCUAGCAAGAGGGGAAAAACUCUCAAUCUCGCUUCUGAAAGCAAUUGGAGAGUGUAAAACUUCUAUCAUUAUUCUGUCACCAAAUUAUGCAUUUUCAAGAUGGUGUUUGCAAGAGUUGGAAGACAUCAUGAUAUGUUGUAAAAACAAAACUCAAAAGGUGCUGCCAGUAUUCUACCAUAUAGAUCCCUCGGAAGUGCUAAAUCAGACUGGUAAUUUUGGACAAGCUUUUGAUAAUCUUAUGAGAAGAUACCCGGAUAAAAUAAAAGGUAAGGAGCAGAGUUGGAGGAAAGCACUCCGUGAAGUUGGGUGCAUUGCAGGGUUUGUCAUCCGAAAAUCCAAGAAUGAAAGUGAGGAUAUUAAGAACAUUGUUGAACAAGUUACUCAUAUGCUGGAAAUGAAGGAAUUGUUCAUUGCUAAUCAUCCCGUAGGAAUUGAAUCUCGUGUUGAAGAGGUGAUUCAACUAUUAAAAGACCAGCAACAAGAAAAUCCUCUACUACUUGGUAUAUGGGGCAUGGGAGGGAGUGGUAAAACAACCAUUGCCAAAGAGGUUUAUAAUAAAAUUUUCCGUGAGUUUGAAGGUCGGUGUUUCCUCCUAAAUGUAAGAGAAGUUUGGGAUCAAGAUAAUGGAAUUCUUCAUUUACAACAACAACUUCUUUCUGCUAUCUACAAGACAACGAAAAUAAAGAUUGAAAACACUGAAUCUGGAAAAUCAAUAUUAGAGAGAAGACUUGGCCAGAAAAGGAUACUUCUUGUACUUGAUGAUGUGGACAAAUUGGAGCAGCUAAAUUCUUUAGCUGCAAGCCGUAAAUGGUUCUGUCCCGGUAGCAUAAUAAUCAUCACAACAAGAGACGAGCAUCUUCUACGUUGUCUUAGAAUUGACAAGUUAUAUGGUAUGAAAGAGUUAAAUGACAAAGAAUCCAUUGAACUUUUUAGCUGGCAUGCAUUCAAAGAACCAUGUCCAAAAGAAGAGUUUGCUUCACUUGCUAAUGAAGUUGUUUCAUAUUGUGAGAGAUUGCCACUGGCUCUUGAGGUAAUUGGGUCACAUCUGUUUAAUAGGAAAGUAUAUGAAUGGAGGAGUGUUUUGAAUAAACUCAAAACUAUUCCAAACAAUGAUGUACAUAAGAAGCUUAAAAUAAGUUUUGAUGGUCUAAGUGAUGAUAGGGAUAGAGAAAUAUUUCUUGAUGUAGCAUUUUUCUUUAUUGGGAUGCACAAAAAUGAUGUAAUUGAUAUAUUAAAUGGCUGCGGGCAUUCAGCUGAAAUUGGAAUAAAUGUUCUUAUGGAACGAUGCCUUAUUACUGUGGACACUAAGGGAAAACUUGGCAUGCAUGGUUUGCUGCGAGACAUGGGAAGAGAAAUUAUUCUUGAAAGUUUGCCAAUGAAACCUGAGGAACGUAAUAGGUUGUGGAAUCCAGAGGAAGUGCUUAAUGUAUUAUCAAAAGACAUGGGAACAAAAGCUAUUGAGGGGCUUGCCUUGAACCUGCCAAAGUCACUGAAUCCAACUCAAUUAAAGACGGAAGCAUUUAAGGAGAUAAAGAGACUCAGGUUGCUUCAGUUUGCGAAUGUGCAACUUGUUGGAGACUUUAAAUACCUUUCAACAGAUCUUCGAUGGUUGUGUUGGCAUGAAUGUCCUUCAGAAUAUACAACUGCAAACUUUGAUCAAGGAAAUCUAGUUGCUGUUGACUUCAAAUAUAGCAAACUUGAACUAGUAUGGAAGAAGGGACAGAUGAUGAAGAAUCUAAAAAUUCUCAAUCUUAGUCAUUCUCAACACUUGGCACAAACUCCUGACUUUUCAAAUAUGCCCAAUCUUGAAAAGUUAAUACUCAAAUAUUGCCCAAAGUUGACUUGGGUUUCUCAUACCAUUGAACAUCUCGAGCAAGUUCUUCUAAUCAAUUUGAAAGGGUGUUCAGGGCUUCGUGUACUUCCAAGAAGCAUCUACAAGUUGAAAUCUCUCAAAACUCUCAUUCUUUCAGGAUGUUCAUCGAUUGAUAAGUUAGAAGAAGACAUAGAACAAAUGGAAUCAUUGACAACUUUGAUGGCAGAUAAAACUGCCAUAACACAAGUGCCUCAUGCACUACUAAGAUUAAAGAGUAUUGUGUAUAUUUCUUUGUGCGACUUUAAAGGAUUAUCGCGCAAUGUGUUUCCUUCAAUCAUUUGGUCAUGGACCUCUCCAACAAAUAACUUCUCACCCCAAGUGCAAACAUUUUUGGACUUGUUAAAUCUUGUUUCCUUAAUAGUACCAAAUAGCAACUCUCAAGGCCUAUCAUCCAUCAUCAGAGAGCUUCCAAAGGUCCAGAAUGUUAGGCUGGAAUGUGGCUCACAACUUCAAAUUAUAGGAGAUGUAGUUUCUAAUACUUUUGAUGUCACAAACUGCAAUGAAAUGAAAGAAACAUCAAGUGCAUCAAAUAUCUCAAAAGGGAGUAGCUCAUCAUUAAUUGGUUACUGCAGUGAAGGUGACAUUAUUGAAUCAGAAAAUUCCUUGAAUUCAAUUUUAAUUCAAAUGGGAAUGAGUUGUUCAGUCACAGAGUUACUUAGGGAAAAUAUUUUGCAGAAGUUUAAUGCAAGAGUACCUGGAGAUUGCUUGCUUCCUGGCAACAAGAAUCCUGAUUGGUUAACAUUCAGUUGUGAAGGUUCUUUUGUAGUUUUUGACAUCCCUCAGGUGAAUGGGCAUAAGUUACAGUCAGUGAUGUUGUGUAUCAUCUACUCUUCUUCCUCAAACAUUGUACCUUUAGAAGGCCCUAUCAUUAAAAAUUUGUGUAUCAUAAAUCAUACAAAGACCACUCCUUUUCUCUACGAUGGAGAUACACUGGCUUCACUUAGAGAUGAUGAAUGGCAGAAAGUAAUAGCGAACCUUGAAGCUGGUGACAAAGUGCAGAUUGUUGUUGCUUCCGGAUUAGGAUUCACUGUGAAGAAGACAGCAGUUUAUCUCAUAUAUGCAGAGCAACAAGCUGAAGGUAUUGUUUGUGGUGAUGAUAUGGUAGCAGAUGGAAAUAUCAUUGUUCAUGAUGGAGAAGAAAAUGAUUUACUUCAAGGAGUAAACAAGAAUUUCUCAAAAGUAAGUGCUCAUUGUCUAAAUAUCUACAAAUGUUAUUUUAAAAACACAAUUUAGUUCUGUCCAUAUUUUUUAAAAACAAAAUUUCUCAAAGGUAUUUUUUGUGCUUGUUUUUUGUUCAUUUGCUAAUUGUCUAAUGUUCAUAUCUUAUUUUCCGAAAAAUUUGAAGUCACAUACGAAACAAAAAUUCAAAGAGUAUGAUGAUACCAAUCAUUAAUAGGGUGAACAUGUUUUUAGAUGAUCAAGGACUAUUGCAUAGCAUUUUAUUAUUCUAUAUAUAAUGUAUAUAGUUCAAAACCGUCGCCUUGCAAAUUUGUAUUUGUUUUCUCGGUUUAAAUAAAGCUCUAUCUAGACCCUGUAAAUCUAAUUAUAUGGAUGAGUCAUUUUAGUUGACAAAAUUGUCAACCAUGAACCAAGUUAGUUUAACCGAGUUAGCCCCAAUCCAACUUUUCCCUAGACCCCCUGCAUAAAACUGCAACAAAAUUUUGAAAAUGUACUUUACAAGAGUCAAAUAUGUUAUUGCAUUCUAGUAUGAGGAGAUAAAAGAUCUUCCACAGCCAAGUUAAAACCAUGCCAUGGCAGGUUAAGAAUCACUAGAUGUGUUAGACAAAGUAUUAAAAGGAGACUUCUGAUUCUACCAAGAAAAUUAUGAAAGCUGACCUCAAACUUGCUUCAACACCCAAAUACAACGCAUUUGAAGAGACUGCAAAUACAACACAAUCUCUUUCAGAGGAUAAAACUCAUCUGCGUUUAUCUGUGGGGACAAUGACAAAAGAAUUAAGGAUCACCUGUUAACUACCUCUUUCAAAUCUUAGAUUGAAUACAAAUCAAAAUGCUGUUUCCAUUUUGACAUAUGUUUCUUCAGUAGAUUAUAUGCCUUUAAACCUUGAGGUUCAGAGAUUUCCAAUGGAGUAUUAAGACUCAACUCAACAGGGCAAUGAUCAUCAAAUACCUCUUGUCCGAGAGGUUUUGUCUGCUCCCUGGACUUGGACAUGGAAUAUAAAUGUAUCAUAAAUUUCAUCACUAUAGACAGAGUUACCUGUAACAAAAUCUUUGGUGGAGCAAUUGAAUGAAAUUGGCUGAUAUGAAAAAAAAUGAUUUUUCCUUUCAAGGAAACCAUCCCAAGCUUCCUCUUGAUCAUCAGAAAGAGAUACUCCAUGAUCAUUGAGGUCUG